Messenger RNA from Symbiodinium natans, 1194 nucleotides. Lineage: Eukaryota; Dinophyceae; Suessiales; Symbiodiniaceae. The record is from the annotation of a GenBank genome assembly.
AUGGAGUUGGAAUGUACCAUGGACGAGCAGGACGUUGUGGUACUGGAUACAGGCUCCGGCUUUCUCAAGGUGGGCUUCUCCGGCGAAGAUGCACCUCGGGCAGUGCUUCCAACUGCCAUGGCAACUGCCACGGCAGAUGAAUCCAGGGAGGACGAAGCUGCCGCAACAGGUGACUCUGCGGCACAGAAGAAGAGCCAGGUCUUCUAUGGUGAGGAGGCCAUCCUACAGGACAACGCUCAAAUCACGCGUCCGGUGCAGCGCGGUGAGAUACAACUCACACAGCCGGAGAAGGAAGCCAUGGAGAACCUCCUCGAGCACGUUUUUCGGAAUGUGCUGGGUGUCGAGCAGGAGGACUUGCCCUGUCUCAUUGCCGACACCAUGCCCCUGGGUCAAAGUUCCUAUGCGACACGUCAAUGGAUAGCAGAGGUCAUGUUCGAGAAGAUCAAGGUAAAGUCCUUGGCCAUCUUCAACACGGCAGCCCUCAGCUUAUUCUCGACGGGUCGUACCCGAGGACUGGUUCUGGAGAGUGGCGAGGGCAUCACUCAGGCCGUCCCUGUUUUCGAGGGCUACGCGAUACCGCACGCGAUCUUCAAGAUGAAGGUCGCUGGGCACGACAUCACACAGCGAUUGCAAGACAUGAUGGCCGAAGAGCUUGGUACAAAGCAGAGCCUUCGCACCAUGCAGGCCAUGAAGGAGAAGGUCUGCUUCGUGGCGCCGUCUGGGAGCGGUGGCGUCCCGGCUGAUGCGCCAGAUAGUGGCGACGAGGAAGCCAGGUCUUUCGAGCUGCCAGAUGGUCAGAUCAUCCAGGUCAAAGAGAAGAUCCGGACGGGGGCCACGGAGAUCCUUUUUGGCGGCGCGGGCGAGGCCUCCAUGCAGAAGAUCUGCCUGGAUGCCAUCAACACGGUGGACUUGGAUUUCCGACAGGACCUGGUCAAGAGCGUCGUGGUAGCAGGUGGCACCUCGAUGCUGCUGAACUUGGCGCCCAGACUGAGGUCGGAGCUCAAGAGCACGCUGGCCUCAGAACUCUCCAAGACGGUGGAGGUCAUCAGCGACUCGCAGCGGCGCUUCGCGGCCUGGAUUGGCGGCUCCAUGUUUGCGUCCUUGUCCACCUUCGACCAGGUCGCCAUCACCAAGCAGGAGUACGAGGAGGGGAAGUCCGACGUUCGAGGCCUUGUAGCACGGAAGACCUUCUGA